This is a messenger RNA of Thecamonas trahens ATCC 50062, 7911 nucleotides long. RefSeq lists its product as uncharacterized. The record is from RefSeq and is a predicted model, not a curated record. Bases 1 to 7764 code for a protein of 2587 amino acids. The transcript has a single exon. Lineage: Eukaryota; Apusomonadida; Apusomonadidae.
AUGGGAGGAGCGGCGACCCAGGCCGACUCGUUCGCCGUCCCGCUGAGCCGCGACGCCGGAUCACUGGCCGCCCUCGACAUCACCGGCGGUGGCUGGGUCGGCGACCUGGACAGUGACAGCAUCCCAGAUGUUGUCACCAUCGAGUCGGAUGGCAUCCGCGUCGCGCACGGCAUGCUCACAGGCGCUACACCAGUCCUCGUCAACACCAUCAUUGGUGAUCACCAAAACUCGUUCGAGAAGAAGCGGGUGUUUGCCAACAAGCAUCAAACCGUCCGCUUCUUCGAUCUCGACACGGACGGCAUCAAGGACAUGUUCUGGUCAUCUUGGGCAACCUCUACCCACUCGGGCUACAAUCACCAUCUUACCUGGUACCGUGGCCUCGGCGAUGGCGUCUUUGACGAGACUCGUAACACCGUGUACUCGUUCACUUCGCAGUGCGGCUACAUCCGUGACGUCGCUGUUGCAGACUUUAACAACGACGGCUUCAACGACCUGGCCUGGUUUACAAGCUCCGAGUGCGUCUUCUACCGCCACGCUGCUGCCCCGGGCGUCUUUGAUGCUACGUACCCCAGCGUCGAGAUCACUAACGACCUCGCCGACCACUCCGACUGCCGCUUCAUCAACAUCGUCGACUACAACAUGGACUCUAUGCUUGACAUCAUUCUCACGUGCUCGCACGGCACCAUGCCGCUCUUCCCCAACGUUGCCGCCAACAACACACAGCUCUACGCCCCCGGGCCCGUCGCCGAUACCCUUAUCGGCCGCGAGGACAUCUGGUCCGUCGAGUUCCAAGACGUUGAUCGCGACGGCGACAUUGACAUUGUCUUUGCCGAGUACGACCCUGACGUUGUUGCCUACCGCCGCAACGAGGGCGAUGGCUCGUACACAGACUUCAACUACGAUGUCGAGAAUCCCUGGCGAGUCACCGUCGGUGACAUCAACAACGACACUUACCUCGACGCUUGCGGUACCGCUCUCUACAAUCGCAUCUUCUGCUUCCUCUUUGACGAGUCCUCGAACCAGUUCUCCAUCGCAUCACUCUUUGAUGCGCCCGGCGCCACCAAUGCCACUUCCAUCAAGAUCAUCGACAUGGACGGCGACGGCUUGCCCGAUAUUGUCGGCCUUGACAACAUGCAGAACUACGACUGGAAGUUUGACAUCCAGCGCUCCAUCCACUACUAUCGCAACCAGCUGUAUGAGCUCCCGGGCCGGAUAUUCGACCUCAAUCGACCUGUCGGCCACGUCGCCGGAGUCCGCGGCGAGUCCUAUGUCUUUUCCAUUGACGACUUUUCCGGCGAUGGCGUCGGCGACGUUGCCACCAUCCACCUCACCACCAACUCGCGCUCGCUCUCGCUCUAUGUCACGUCCGGACCAGGCACUGGCCAUUCGCUUGCUGUCGCCACCCCGCGCUACGGUUAUCAGCAGCUUGUCGUUCCGCUGAGUGGCAUCCCGCGCGCCUCGCUCUUUGGUGACCGCGACGCCGAUGGCGACGUCGACAUUCUGAUCGCUGUCGGCGGGUCGAACUCGCGGCUUGUCUUCGUCCGCUCGUUUGCUGCAGGGUCCGGCGCCGUCCCGGGCAGUGGCGCCAACUUUUCCACGCCGACAAACCUCGGGUCCGGCCUCGAUCCCAGCGAUGAGCCGCAUGCCAUGCAGCUUGUCGACUUUGCCGGCUCUAGCAGCGCCCGCGAUGUCGUCGUUGCCUGGCAGCAUGCCACCACUUCCGGCUACAUCGCAGUCUACUCGGUCGACACGUGGGCGACCGCAACGCAAGCAACCACCACUCGUACUGUUGUUGCCGACGGCCUCGUUCUCCCGAACACACUCGCCGUCGCCGACAUCGAUGCCGACGGAAGCUUGGACAUUGUCGUCAACGACUACUACACUGUCUAUGCCUAUCGCAACGUCAACAACUCGCUCUCGCAGCUCGUGCGGACGCUGGUGGCAAGCCCAUACCCGGCCGAGGAGGCGAACUUCUUCACCUCGAUGCAUGUUGUCGUCGGUCACCUCAACCCACUCGAGGACGCCCACGUCGACCUCGUUGUCCAGGCCAACGAGUUCUACAUUUACAACUUUAUGGGCCUCGGGCCCGACACGAGCGGAGCGCCGGCUUUUACAUCCUUCCGCGACACACCCAUCAUCCGCGUCUUUGAGCGGAAUCAGGGCGCAAAUCAAGCGGUCAAGGGCCUUGCCCUUGUCGACGUCGACACUGACGGCUACAUCGACAUCAUGUUUCCCACCACUCGUGGCGUUGCCUUUCUUCCCAACCUCGGCUACCCCGGCGCGAGAAAGGCCUCGCAGCUCGUUGACCGUGAUCCUCUGGAGGAGAUGUACAUCUCAGCUUCGACCGCUGCAGACUACAACCGUGACUCCCACGUCGACUUUGUCAUCUACCACCCGGCGAGCGAAGAGAGUGGACGGCUGCGGUUCUUCUUUGACUCGCCGACCUUUGAGGUCUCGUACGACGUCUGGCUCGAGCUCGGCGGUCGAGUCGUCGCCCUUGAGUCUGCCGACGUCAACAACGAUGGCGUGCAAGACGUGGUCUUUGCCACCGGCUACCAGCACAACACCAUCGGCUGGAUUCCCAACAUCGGGCCGCCUCUUUACUUUCGGGCCGAGGACGUGGUGAUCAUCACCGCCAACACCACCCUCGACGCGCCGGAUCUUGUCGGCGUUCACCGAAUGCAUGGCCAGCUGCUACCGCUGGCCAACAGCUCGGACCCGGUGUACUCAGUCUUUCUCCUCGCCGGCGUCGCGGGCACCGUCGGCCUCUUGCCGGGCAACGCAUCCGCAAGCGGCCGCUUUGACGACCCGUACGUCCUCGCCGCCCUCCCGGAUGAGACCUGUAACUUUGCACAUGACAUGGCGGCCGCCGACAUGACUGGCGAUGGUGCGCCCGACGUGCUUGUCGCCUGCUACAAGUCCGACCGGGUCAUGUUAGGCGUGUCCGCGCCGAGCGUGGCAGGCGCGCCGUGGGGCAUGGCGCCGUUUGUCGAGCUCCAACCCGACAGGACCGGUGACAUCUGGACACUCUGUGCCAUCGAUCUCAACAACGAUGGUCUUGUUGACCUCGUCACCGGUGCCGAGUGGGUUGAGAACGCAGCGUAUGCCGUGAACCUGGGCACGCCGUUGGCGCCGCUUCUCGGUCCGCCCCGCAUCCUCCUCCCGCAGUACGCCGAGUGGCGCGACCUAAGCCCGGCCGCCGAAGACCGCCCGGCAACGACGGUGGGCAUGGCAGUGGCCGAUUUUAACCUCGAUGGCUGGAGUGACAUCAUCGCAUUUCCAACCUCGCGCAGUGUCGUCCUCUACCUCAACGUCGGCGGCAUGUACAACGAGACCGAGUUUGACGACACGUCUUCAUCGGCCGGUCGGUCGCGGCUCCGCAUCGUCAACCGGUGGUACGACAUCCGCAACAAGUACGCCUCCGAAACACGUGCCAACUACGCGCAAGUCCUUGAUGUUGAUGGUGACGGCUACCCGGACUGGCUCACGUCCUCGCAGUGGACAUACACCCGGUCGGCAGGGUACGCCGGCAUCAACUCGGUCUUCCGCACUCUGCGGGCGCCGGCCCGGUUCCGGGUCCCGGUUGAGACGUGCGGCUACACGCUGACGUGCGUCGUCGACACUAUGGUCCGCCACCCGGGCACGUACAACCUCGACAUUGUUGAGCUACCGCAAGGCACGUACUCUGGCUGCUGGAAGGACCAACCGCAUGUACUUUCGCGGUCGGUUCAUCUCCUGGGCAUCGGGCAUGUCGUUGUCGACUGUGGACCCGGCGGCGGUACACUGUUUGCAUCCUCCGAACCGGGCAUUGUCAUUCAGCUGGAAAACCUGACCGUUGUCCGCGCCACAACGACGUCAGUCCAGUUUGGCGGUGCAGUGCUCGGCGUGACCGACGGCACUGUUAUCCUCCGCAACGUCACUCUCGCCAACUGUACUGCCCGCCAGGGCGACGAUCCCACCGUGGCAUCGCCGACCUUUGGCUUUGGAGGCGCCAUCCUGCUCCGCGACAGCGCGUCGCUUGUGGCCUACGACAGCGUGCUGGCGUCGAACACUGCCGACCGCUCGGGUGGCGCGGUCGCGGCAGUCGGUGCAGACGUCCACGUCGAACUCGAGCGUGUGGUCUGCGCCUGGAACUCUGCCGAGGUAUCGGGCGGCUGUAUCUUUGUCGAGUCGUCGGGUGGCACGUCACGGGUUGUCAUCAACAACUCCAUGCUCACCGACAACUCCGCGGCCGGCGUCUCGCCGUCGUUCACCUCGGCACGGGUCGGUGGCGUUCUUGCGGUCACCGCCAUCCGUGGCGACAUAGAGAUUGAGGUCUCGGGCAGCGUGCUCUCGCGCAACGUUGUGCGCGACGGCGGAGGAGCGCUCCACGCACACUCGAUCAAGUCCGCGGAGAUAGACGUGCGGGUGAAGUCGAGUGAGCUUAAUGAGAACGAGGCCACCGAGGGCUCGGGUGGCGCGCUACUGCUCGAGGCUAUUCAGGGCUCGGCCUGUAGGCUGUGGGUGGGCGGGAAUGCAGAGCUGGCGCGCAACCGCGCGGCCAAGUCUGGCGGCGCCAUUGCGCUCGAGGCCCACGGCGUGAGUGCGACUGUUCGACUCGACGUCACCGGCGGUACGUCAGUCGUCGACAACAUGGCUGGCCACCACGGCGGUGGCAUGAUGCUUGCCGGCCAGCAGGCCGACGGUCGGCUCGACGGCGGGGCAGUGAUUGUGACAAAUGCGGCUCGACGGCUCGGCGGUGCGCUGGCGGUGGUUGGUGGCGGCUCGUUUACGAGCGCUGAUGCUCAGAUGCGUGAAAACGAGGCAUCGUUUGGUGGUGCCGUGGCUGCCGCCUCCGAGUCGCAGUACCUGCGCGGGGUGACGUCGGCGAACGGGUUUCCGAUCGAGCCAUCAAGCUCAUCGCUGGAGGCGCUCGCGAUGCCUGUCGGGAGUGAACCAGCUGGAUGCGUCCAACGCGGAGUGGUGGAAAUAAGAGAGACUGCACUGGUGCGAAACCGGGCAGUGUACGGCGCGGUUGGAUUUGCCUGUGGUGCCAGGGUGGUGCUGGCCGGCUCGGGGAACGAACCGUUUGAGCUGGACCCGACAAAAGCUGUUGAGCAGAUGCUGCCUGCCACAGGGAUGUUCUUUGUCUGCCACGCACAAGCGGGUUACUGCGCGUCUGGGUCUGACCCAUGCUGCACAGCGCCGGAGGUGAGCACCAGCUAUGGCAGCUUCCUGCGGAGCGCGCCGUGGAUCGAUGUCGCGCCAGCGAUGGAGGUCGUGGUCAACGCGAGUUUGCCUGCUGUUGUCGACGCGGUUGGGUACGCGCCGCUGGUUGGCGGCCCGUUGGUGUCUUUAGCGUGGGUUAGCAGCCUCCCGGCGGUCAUCUCGUCAGGCACGCUCUUUGGCGCGGGCGCCGGGCAAGUGAUGGCCCUCGACGGUUUUGGCCAGGUUGUGGUCGACCCACAAGUGAUGGUGGCGAUGGAGCUCGCGGAUCUCUCGCUCGAGAGCGCGUAUGCGUUUGUGGGCUCUGGGCGACAGCAGCCGCUGGAUGCCGAAGUCCUUGCCUUUUCGGGCGUGGGGGUGGCAGCGCGGAUCGGUGCCGACGUUGGGGUGGCAGUCGAACUGCAUGUGCAAGUGGCGCGGUCUGCGAUGUCGCUGGAGCUUGCGCCGGGUGCACGAAUCAGUGGCUCGGUUGUGGUGCAGGCAUGCCUGCCCGGCUCGGGUGCGCUGGUCAAGUCAGGCUCGACCGUCCUCGAGUGCGCUCUCUGCACCGAGGGCACGGUUUCUGCCGAGACCUCGCUGGAGCCGUGCGAGAUCUGUCCCGAGUCGACCGUUCUGACCGGCAUCGGGGCGACCGAGUGUCUCACGUGCCCGGUCAACGCGCAGGUUGAACAGGGCUUUGUGCCUGUGGCCGGUGGCGGACUCAACUGUACCUGUAUUCCGGGCUACUUUUCGAUGCUCCGCGAGAUCAACGAGCCGUGCAUCGAGUGCCCCGAGGGUGCACGGUGUGACGGCGGGCUGGCGAUGCCUGUGGCUCUACCGGGCUACUUUCCGACCAACGAGCCGGGUGUGUUCCUCGAGUGCCCGAACGCGCGGGCGUGUCGUGGUGGCUACCCGUUUGCGUGCGCCAAGGGCUACACCGGGCGGCUGUGUGGGGCGUGUGCCCGCAGAUACUAUGCGCUCUCUGGUGAGUGCUACAAGUGCGACAACCGGACGCUGCCGUUGUUGGGGCUGGUGAUGCUGCUCUCUGUGCUUGUGGUGGGUGUGCUCGUGUGGCUCAACGCAAAGGAGGAGCUGAGCUACAAGUUUGCGGCGGCCAUGAUUGGCUUCAACUCGCUGCAGAUCAGUGCAAUGUACGGCCAGUUUGAGCUGCCGUGGUCGAACUUUGCGGCGCAGUUCUUCAACGUGGUCUCGUUCUUUAACCUCAACUUUGACCUGAGCUCGCCCGAGUGUGCAACGGUGACGGACGACGUGUGGCUGCUCAAGUGGUGGAUCACGGUCCUGCUCCCGCUGCUCUUCCUCUUUCCGUUUGCCGCUGUCUACUGUGGCUUCCUGGCCUACAAGGCGCACCUCGCGCCGCGAAUGGGCCGGGACGUCAAGCUGACGGUCGGCGCGCUGCGGGAUGCCUGUCGGCGGGCUUACCUGCAGCUGAUGGUGCUGCUGUACCUGCCGCUGGCGGCGAUGGCAAUGAGCUAUCUCCAGUGCCGCCGCGACAAGGACGGGCGGUGGGUCCUCGAGGCUGCGCCGGCCAAGAGCUGCUACGGAACGUGGUACUGGAACUACUUUGGCAUGGCUGUCCUCUUCAGUGCGAUCUACUGCGUCGGGCUCCCUCUAGGAGUCUUUGCGCUACUCACUCGGCUCAAGCGGGUGAGCAAUCCCGACCUGUUCAGCCUGCGGUAUGCGUUUCUGGUGGGGCGGUUCUCGCCGGCCAACUAUCGAUUCGAGGUGUGGAUCAUGGCGCGCAAGGCCGCGGUUGUGCUGGCCAUGACCUUUUUCCGUGCUCCAUUGACCAAGGCGAGUGUGGCGCUGUUUGCUCUUGUAAUGUCGUUUAUGCAGCUUGCGCGGUACCUGCCAUACGAAACAAUGUUCCACAACCAGCUCGCGCUGCUUUGUCUUGGCUCAUGCAUGGUCAUCCUGUGGUCGGGCACGUUUGCAGAGGCUAGCUUCCGUAACGGAACGGCGAUGGCCGCAAUUAUCGUCAACGUCCUCGCCAUUGUUGUUGGCAACAUCAUAGACCUCAUCCUCAUCGCGCGGCGGAACAAAAAGCUCGAGGCCGAGUUUGACGCCGUGUUUGGUGAGGGCGAGUCGUUUGGCGGCAGCCAGAUCUUUGACAUGGAGCUGGACAACCUUGGGACGCUCGAUCAGGCCACAGUAGGCACCUCGCCAUUUGUUGUGCUCGACGGCGGCAGCGCGGGCAGCAGCGACUUGCCCGAUGCGCAGCUGUCAUCUUUCGUGGUCUCGAGCAAGGACCUCCCGCCGCCGCCGCCGCCGCUGGUUUCGGCAUCGCCGAUGACUUCGAUGUGCGACGCGUUCGACUCUGCGGCCUUUGUCACUACGCUGCACUCGCCCGAGGCACAGGCGAAACCCCGGCUCUCGUCGCUCGAGCAUGACACCACCUUGGUUGCGCUCUCAUCAACGCCAGCGCCGCCGCCUAUGCCCACCGAUCAGGAGCUCUUUGUGUCUGUCAUGCAAGUCCAGCCGAACAAGCGGCUUGGGUCGAGCUCAAGCUCAAGCUCGGGCUCGAGCUCGAGCUCGAGCCCAAGCUCGCGUUCGAGCUCGUGAGGCAAAGGAAUGCAUAGCCGUCGUUGGUCCUAUCGGGCGGCUCGGGCUCGGGCUCGGGGUCAUCAUCGUUGUCGGCGGCCGCAUCAUCGGCCCCAAUCUCUUCUGCCAGACAUUAUUGGUCACCCAGGGGCUGGCCACAUCGUAAAC